This is a messenger RNA of Carcharodon carcharias (great white shark), 2392 nucleotides long. RefSeq names its product nectin-1-like. The transcript is spliced from 9 exons. The record is from RefSeq and is a predicted model, not a curated record. NCBI's taxonomy places the organism in Eukaryota, Metazoa, Chordata, Chondrichthyes, Lamniformes, Lamnidae. Bases 688 to 2043 code for a protein of 451 amino acids.
UUGCGACAUCCAGCCAGUUGGUCUGAAACGUGAAAUGCAGGGGCCCUGAAGUCAUUUCCCUUUUCCUAUCGAGGGGGCGGGGUGGGCGACAUUCAUGCGUGGAUCCCCUGGAUUCGUGCCCGCACACAAGGUCUGGAUCCAGUGUCACUGGACCCACCCUGCUAUCGCCAAAUGCCAGCCAAACAGCACCAACCUGGCUCAGGGCGGAAGCAAAGGAGGCGACUGGAACAUCUUGCAAGCCGUUAGGGCGGCCGUUCUCGCCGUGAGGAAUGUCCGGCGUUAAUUCGACACAGCCCCCCACCCACCCAAUAAUACCCGAAAGAAAUAAAGUUUUUUUCGCUUCUGCUCUGGGUUUGCUGCGUUGAGCGCCUCCGCCAAGGUUAACGAAACCGGAGUGAAGAAAUCAAAGGUCCUGGGCGAAAUUUGGCUGUGAGAUUCGAUACUUCAACUCACCUGGUCUCUCUGGUUUUUUUUGUUUCACCUGCCAAAGGAAUUCGGGAUAAAUUUCCAGGAGGACAGGCUGGAAACUGGAACCCUCUUUCACUUCUUUGCACAGAGGUUGCCUGGCCGGCUAAAGUGUUGCUUUGAGUCUUUAUCGCGAUGAAUGACCGGACAAUGCUGACCUUACAUUCCACCUUCUGAGGAACAACAUUUGUCUUAACAAUUUGCAAAACCCGGGUACUGGCGAUGAGUUCAGUUAAUCUCGCCUGGUUUGUCCAGCUGGCUCUUUGCACAGUCGCGGUAACACAGAACAUUAAAGUCGAUGAUUUUAUAAUGGGGAAUGCUGGUGAAGGCCUGAAACUCCCCUGCCAUUUCAUCAGCAAUGACUCCAACGUUACAGUCGUGCAGGUGAUGUGGCUGAGACAAGCUGGGCCAAUGAGUGAGAACCUGGCCGUGUACAACCCGUUCUUGGGGACCAGUUACCCGACCCCAUUGGGGAGAGUCACCUUCCACAACGCAUCUUCCCGGAACUGCACCCUGACAAUCAACCCUUUAGAAUUGGCUGAUGAAGGCUUGUACAGCUGUGAGGUGAACGUAUUCCCCACUGGAAAGCACGAAUCCCACAUCAACUUAACAGUCCUGGUGAAGCCCAUCAAUAGCAUCAUCACCUUCCCAACAGACACUGGGUUGUCAGAAGCCCUGGUCGCCACUUGCACAGCAGCCAAUGGGAAGCCGGCAGCUGAUAUAACAUGGGUGGCCAAAGUCCCAGGGGCAGUCACGUCGAGUCAGACCGAACAUCCAGACCGGACAGUCACCAUCACCAGCCAGUACAGAAUAUCGGCCACCAGGGAGGCCAAUGGGGAGAAGUUGACAUGCGUAGUAUCCCACAAGGCAUUGAGAGAUCGGGUGAGCUUACCAGUGACAAUAUCAGUCCGAUACCCUCCGGAGGUGUCGAUUACAGGAUAUGACGCCAAUUGGCAUGUAAACAGACACAAUGUCAGCCUCAGCUGCAUUGCUGAGGCAAAUCCUCCAGCAACAACCUACCACUGGACAAUGACCACGGGACCAGUGCCUAAAAGUGCUCGAGGAGAAGGAAAUCAUCUAUUUAUAGAUCAAGUGGAUCGCUCGGUCAAUGGAACCUGGGUCUGUGAAGCCACAAACGCCGUUGGGAAAGGGAAGGGAAGAAUUGCAGUUGUAGUGAGAGAGGUGGACUCCAGUGCAGGCAAGUCAAUUGGAUCCACCUUGGUGUACAUUGUCCUGGGGACGGUUGUUGGGACGUUGUUGAUCGCUCUCUUUCUAGCCGUUGUGAUAGCGAAGAAAAGACGGAAAAUUGAGGGCACCAAAUCAAAAGCUAAACAUUCACCACAAAAGCGGAACCAUAUUAUUGUUCACGCAACUCUCAACCUGAACGUAGUGGAUGGUGAUAACCCUGCAAGGAGAGAGAACCGGGAAGCAGAAGCAACGGUGAACGCGGAUAUGCUGUCAGACCUGUUCCCAGGAUAUGCUGGCUGGCAUCACGCUUUAAAUUGGAGCCUUUGUGUAUUCCAUUGUUUCUGUGUCUUGGGGCAAGUGCAGACAAGGAUAGAGACAGCUCUGGGCUAAACCAUUUGCCUGGAGGUUACCCUCUCCAUCCCCCUCUACCCCCACCCUCCCAUUCCACCAAGAUCAACCUUGAUCUGCCCCAUACCUGUGUGUGCGGUGGAGGUAGCUGGGACCUGAUUGGAUAAACUGUGAUUUGGGAGGCCUGACCCACCUGGAGGUAUGUCAGGGUGAGUUUGACAGCCAUUCUUUCUCUCAGCAUGUGGAUUGCCUGAGUUUAGUACAUCAGUGUGUGAAGUUUGCCUCUGGAAAGACUGGAAUGUGAUUGCCCUUUUUGUGAUUGCCAUUUUGAAGUGUUUUGUAAUGAUCUUACAGAUAUUUUAUGAAUAAAGUAUAUUUUUGCAAACACAAA